Oncorhynchus kisutch (coho salmon) is the source of this 2329-nucleotide messenger RNA. It is a transcript of the gene ssuh2rs1, whose product is annotated as ssu-2 homolog, related sequence 1. Gene Ontology annotation, molecular function: heat shock protein binding. Lineage: Eukaryota; Metazoa; Chordata; Actinopteri; Salmoniformes; Salmonidae. Bases 346 to 1638 code for a protein of 430 amino acids. The transcript is spliced from 12 exons. The record is from RefSeq and is a predicted model, not a curated record.
AUUGUCAUUAUCAUUGUUAGCAAGAAACGUAAACUGAUCCAAGAUCAGUGUCCCAAAUACCACGGAACUUCCUCAACACGAACCUAAACGACGAGAUAGGUCAUAGCUUAGCCUAAAUCGAAAUUGUGUCAAGUUAUUGUUAAGGGGAAAUUGUGUUUUUCAUCAGCUUUGUUUUAAAAAAGAGGAAGAGUUGCGAGUCAUUGAACCACAGACGAAGGGGAUUUUUGUGGAUGUGUGUUAUGAUUUACGAUAAUCUUACAUAAAACACAUGCAAGGGUGGGAACCUAAAGGGAACCAACUCUCACUUGCAUUAUUUCUUUGAAUGUUGUGAAAGUUUAGGUGGAAAUGGAGAGCACCCCGAUUUUAAGCGGCUAUGGGUCUUAUGGCACCGCCAAUCCUGGAUAUGCACCAAUAGCAGAAGGAAGUCCAGCAAUGUUUGCCCCGCCUGUGUGCGACUUCCACGGCCCUAGCGCUCCUCCAGCCAGUAUGUUUGACACCGUGCCAGGAUAUGAAGGGACGGUGGCCGGGGGUGAAGGUGGAUACCUGCCCCCUCCUAUGCCAUCUUACCCAGCCCCUCAGCCCCAGCCUGGUCCCGCACAAUCAAACUGGAAUAUCCCAUCUAUCACCGAAGACACUGCCCGGGAGGCCUUUAGCCAGUAUGCCUCCAGUAAGUGCUGUUACAGUUCAGCACCAGUUAAGGAUGGCGUGAUAACCAACAUGGAGGCAUACAAUACAUAUAGGUAUCGCCUAGAAACCUUUAAUGAGUCAAGAACCACUGAAUGGAGUCAGCAGCCAUACAAUGGUCAGCCAGUGGAUGCCUAUACCCAAUCACCCCCUGGGCCCUGGGAUAUCCCUGCCAAAGCCCCCACCUUUUUUCAGGAUGACAAACAGGUCAUCAAAGUUCCCAACACCUCAUCUGUCAAGAACUGUCAUACCUGUUUGGGGAUGGGAAGAACUCCCUGCAAUGAAUGUGCCGGAGUUGGUAAUAAAAUCUGCUGGGUGUGCAAUGGAGCUGGUAACCGUAGUAGUGGUGAUCGAUGCCAUCAUUGCCAAGGGAGGGGAAGGGUCAAUUGCAGCCAUUGUCAUGGUCAAGGGUCAAGGGAGUGUAAGACCUGUAAAGGCAAACGACAGCUUUUGGUCUUCAUCAACCUCAAGGUUAUAUGGACUAAUAAUCUUGACGACUACAUUGUGGAACAGUCGAGUGGUUUGCAUGUGGUCAACCUGAGCAAGGUGUCCGGGCAGGAAAUGUUUAGGGACGCUCAGUACAUGGUAAAAACAAAAGUCAUAUUUUUAUGGGAAUAUGACAUCAGUCUGCAUGAAAUGAAGAUAUUUGGUGAUGUAUGUGAGACAGUGGGUUUUUCCUAUCAGUUUUUAUCCUCUGUCGUGCAGGUUUACCCAGUGAUGGGGUUCCCAGACUCUAAUGUGGUGCGUGCUGCAGAGCGUUUAGUGAGGGAGCACCAAGCCAGGUUCUCUCAGACCUCACGCAUUCUACAACAGCGCCAGACCAUUGAGUUGAUUCCUGUCACCAAGGUGACCUACAAAUGGAAGGGAGACUCACACAUUUACUUUGUCUAUGGAAAUGAGUUCAAAGUCAGCGCUGAUAACUACCCAGCUACCUGUUGCUGCACAGUAAUGUAACCCAGAUUUGCUUCAGAGGAAGACAUUGCUUUGAUUAUAUUGAAUAUGACUCUGUGUUCUAAAGAAUGUGAUUAUAAAGGAGUUUGUGGUUGGCAGACUGUCAAUCAGGCAAUUUGUUAUGUCAUUAAACAAAUGCAUUAAUUUUUGGAAUAUUUGUAUUUUCUACUUGCAAAAAACCCCACACUUUUUGUGAAAUAGACAUGGAUGUAAUACAAUUUCCACAGGAGUCAUUGGGGACCACACAGGCCCUAGGAUGAACCUACUGGGCACACACUGGUUGAAUCAAUGUUGUUUCCACAUAUUUUCAAUGAAAUUGAACCAACGUGGAAUAAACGUCUGUGCCCAGUGGGAAUAAGUGAAGAUGGAAGACUGGCUGUAAUGUAUAAUGUACUGAAACCUAUGCAUUGCGCUAUGUGAUAGUUCUGUCAUUUGUGAACAUGUCUGCUAAUUUGUACUCUUUUUCAUGAAUGUAUACAACAAAUAUCUGUGUGAUUGAUGUUCAAUGGAAGGCUGAAUAUCAUUCCCAUUGUAUGUUAUACUAUUUUCUUCUAGAUAUGUCACCUUACAAAACAGAAAUAUGAACAUUGAUACAAUUGAAUGAAAUAACCACAUUUGGGGAAUAACCGGACAUAUCUUGAGUGUUUUCUAAUCCAUUAAUAUUUGUUGUAUAAAUAAAGGAUUUCAUACUGUG